This is a messenger RNA of Macrobrachium nipponense, 7090 nucleotides long. RefSeq names its product equilibrative nucleoside transporter 1-like. The record is from RefSeq and is a predicted model, not a curated record. Lineage: Eukaryota; Metazoa; Arthropoda; Malacostraca; Decapoda; Palaemonidae. Gene Ontology annotation, cellular component: plasma membrane. Gene Ontology annotation, molecular function: nucleoside transmembrane transporter activity. Gene Ontology annotation, biological process: nucleoside transmembrane transport. The transcript has 11 exons. The coding region runs from base 262 to 1635 and encodes 457 amino acids.
UUCAGACCCAUUCACGAGUCAAAACAUAUCUGUUUCCCCCGGAGGAGCAAUUUGCAAUACUAAUGUCGGGCCAUAUUUCUCAAUUUAAAUCAGAACAAGCUUGAUAUUGUGCAAACAGAUGAAUUUGGAAAAUUAAUUCAAGCCCAGUGGUAUGUAUUUCGAAGGUUGUUAUGGAGGUUAGAGAUGAAAUAAAGCGAAGUGAAAGCACUGGAAGAUGUCAGGUUCUGUAGUAGUCUCGCCAUUGUAGGAUCUCUUAACACCAUGGAAGGUGAACCCUCACCACGUAUAGUGAGGGUGGCGGCUGAUCUCCCAGAACCUGUGGUUAGUUGUAGGGAUGAAGACAGCGAUGACGCAAUGGUGUACAGCGUAAGAGAAGACAGAAUUCCGUUGAUUUCCCGAGCUGUUCCUUCACGUCAGGGCAGCGUCGUAUACGUAUGCUUCCUUGUCCUCGGCCUGGCCACUCUCCUUCCGUGGAACUUCUUCAUAACAGCACAGACGUACUGGGAAUACAAAUUCCGCAAUGUCUCGGCCGACGGAAGUACCAGCGGUGAAAAUACGUAUUUGCAGGACCUGUAUGCUCCAAUGCAGGUGUGCUUUUGUCAAAUUACAAACUUCACCUUCUUGUUCAUCAACAUGCUGCAUAGUUACAAGAUCCCCCACCGCAUAAGAAUGUUGUCUUCGUUGACCCUGAUGAUUAUGCUCUUCUCCUUGACUGCCGUCUUUACUCAAAUUGACACUGACGAAUGGCAGACUGGGUUCUUUGGCUUCACUGUUGUCACCAUAGUUUUGAUUAGUGCGUCUGGAGCAAUGUUCCAAGGAGUCUUGUUUGGCGUGGCGGGCGUAUUUCCCGAGAGGUUCAUGACGGCCGUCAUGUCUGGGCAAGCCCUAGGGGCAGUCUUCGCAUCAGUGGCUCGCAUAGUGUCCCUCUCCGUCGGAGCAGCGAAUGCAACUUCUGCUUUUAUCUACUUCAUGAUUGCUGUUGCUGUUAUGAUUUUCACUUUAGGGACAUAUCUCUAUAUGAACACUACUGAGUUUUACAGGUACUAUACAGAUCCAGAGCAGUUGGAAAAGGCCAUCAUCAUCCCAAGAGACAUAACUCAAUCUCAUCACCUUCAGAUCUUGAAACAGAUAUGGCCUGAAGGGGUGUCUGUUCUCUUUGUGUUUUUCAUUUCCUUGGCUGUGUAUCCUGCUCUGUGCGUUAAGAUUGACUCCACUUCUGCUGACGAAGAUUGGGCAAAUAUAUACUUCCAGCCUGUGGUAACUUUUCUACUGUUUAGUGUCGGUGACUAUUUAGGUCGGCAAAGUUCUGGGUUUAUUUCGUGGCCAAGACGUGGCUCCAAGAUACUUUACGUUCUGGUCUUCUGCCGCAUCAUUUUCAUUCCUCUGUUCCUCUUGUGCAACCACGACCCCAAGUCAUCCAUACCAACUGUGUUCGAUCAAGAUGCCUACUACAUUGUCUUCAUGCUGCUGUUCGCGUACUCGAAUGGUUACCUCUCCUCUCUCUGCAUGAUUUAUGGACCCAAGUUGGUUUCAGAAGACAAAGCAGAGUUGGCAAGUGCCAUCAUGAUAGCUAUGCUUGCUUUUGGACUCAUGUUGGGAGGCAUCUCUUCAUUUGCAUUUGCGUUGAUUAGUUAAAGUACGCUCAUUUAUUUUCGCUAGGUAUGAUAUGAUAAUAGUAUAUUGCACGUUUCUUCGUUUUUUUAACAUUGCCUUUUGAUCUUGGCUUAGUUUUAUAUUCUGAUGUGAGUGUUAGAUACUAUAUCUUUUAUACAAGGAUGUCAUGCACUGAUCCCAUUGAAAACUAAGUGUAAGAAUGUGCACAUUGCAUCGUAGUGCAUGUGUUAUUUAGACUCAGAUUAAACACACAAGUUUUGCUUAUGUUACAUUCUUCUGUAUUGAUAUGAAAUACAAUUCAGUACAAGAUGUAUGAUAUUCACAAAAAUAGCUUUUUAUAAUAUAAUUUCAUAUUCAUUUGAUGACAUCGAAAAGUUAUCAGAGAAGAUAUUUGUUACCAGUAUGAUUUGUCAUAUUGCGCUGUGUCACGAACGCAUUAUUUUUAAAGAAAGACAAGUAACUGUUCAGUAUAUAUGAACAGUAACCAGAAUCCUAAUACUGCUUCAUUUUUAUUGAUAGAGAUAUGACUAGUGUACAUGCUUUUAAAAACAUUUUGAAUAUGUGUGAAGAUGUGGCCUUUUGAUUUUAGCUAUGUUACCACAUUCAAACGAUAGUAUUUUGCACUUCCUAUUGAUUGGUAUUAUAGGCAUACUUAUGUAUUAAUAUCACUUCCAGAUAUUCCCAAUAAUCUUAAGGGUACUAGUUGCUAUUGUAGACUAUUUUUAUAUGGAAAGGCAGGGGCAUGUUAAAGCUUCAAGAUUAUGUUAAUAGUUUGGUAAUUUAAAAAAUGCCGUAAUUGCCUAAGUUUAAGAACAAAGCAUCCCAGCUAGAACUAAGUCAAUAGAAACGCUGAAUUGCUCCAGUGGUCUCGCUAUACUGUUUAGAAACAAUAUAAUAAUAAUGAUGGUAAAACAAAUAGCUCAUAAGUGUAUAGACUAUUGGUAUUUCGCUAAGAUAUUUAAGAAAGCAUGAGUAAGUUUUCUCGUUAACUCGUAUCAUGGCUACCAUUCUUUUUCUUGGGACAGUAUAAGCAAAUCCUCUUCAGAUUAUUCUCAUGAAGUGAGAGGUUUUGAUUCUUGUUUUUUUUUUUUAACAAAAUAUAUCUCCAAAUUCAAUUUGAUGGGGAUUUCUGUGAUAAGUUAUAGGCACAAUCAUAUUUACAUGCCAGAUAUAUGCAUGCAUUUUAGUAGUAACUCCCCUCUCUAUCUUUCUCUCUCUGUCUGUAGAGUGGGAACUUGUAUGGUAGUAGUAUUUUUAUUCACCUCUUGUAUAUCAUACCUCUUUGUCUUUGACAAAGGCCAUCGCAUAGUAUAGAUAGAAAUUUGCCUUGCAUAAGAGUGUUCCUCUGCAAAUCAAGUGCUCUGACAAUUGAAGAUUCAGUGUGUUAAGAAGAAAAGUAUUCUGUUUUAGCCAAACUAUGUAUGAAUGGUCUUAUUGCAUAAUGGUGGUUAACAGUAAGGUAUUGUGUGAAUUUCAAAUUUGGAAUAAUCCAUCUUACCAUAAAACUGAAAUUUCUUUCCCUUUCCCAAUGCUUUCUAGGUUAUGUGGCAUUUCAUAAUUAAUGUUUUAUAAUAGUGUUUACUAUAAUCUUUUCAAAACUAUCAUAGUAUACCAAGUGUUACAUGAAUUAACUGUUUCAUUCUAGAUCACCAUUAUUAACAUUUACAUGUCAGAUUUUGCAUUUUGGGUUAGGUAUCGAAUGAGUUCCGUUCAUUUAUUCCUAUUUUUUUCUGACUUAAUCUUUGUUCUUAAUCUAUGAUUUUCUGACCCAGCCCAUUGGCCGUGUGUUGCCGUCUCACUCCUUAGAUUUCAGGCUAUUUUCAUGCCAUCAGACACUGCACCUCUGAUAGUCUUCAUUUACACUACAAUAUUCCCAGCACACAGCUGCAUUUCUCUCUUAUUUACCAGGUUGCUGGUACUCUUAUCUGACUGCCUUCCACUUUGCAUUAGAAAGAGAGCAUGAAAUCUUGUGGCUGCAACACUGUUGUGGUCAGUGAUUCAUUCUGGAAUGCAUGACAUUUCAAUGGCCUCAUAUUUACUUUGUUCGAAUUGCAGAGAUGUGGUACUGCAGUUUGCCUUAAUGUAUCACUAGGUAGAAGUUAGUAAUGAUGAUUAGAAAACUUUCAUUUCAGUAUUUUUGAAAGUGAGGUCUCGGGCAGCCAGGAUGUACUCCUUUGUGAAUUAAGUAAAUCAUUCGAAAUGUGUGGUAGCCUAGACGUUCACUUCUGUCCUUGGAGAGAAUGGGUAAAAAAUUGAAGCUUAACAGUAUAGUACACAUUUACAGAUUGUCCAUUAGGAAUAAAGACAUGCUUACAUAAUUAAGAAGAUUUAAAUUUUGUUGAUAGUCUGCAUUGAUGAAGAUUGUGAUUUACAUAAGAGGUCACUUUUUAAACUGCCAGUGUUUGAAUGACUGAAAAAGCAGUUAUGAAUCUCCUCAUAACGAGGCUUACUUUAAUGUUUUUAUGGUCUAUGGUUCUUUUUUAAGGAUAUUUUUAGAUUUUCUUUGUUAAGAAACACAAACUGUAUCCUCACUCAGGUACUACUGCAUAAGAUUCAGUGGACCAUUACUUUCGUGGUAAUUGUGACAUUUUUGACUAUUUAAAUUUUGAUUUUUUUUUGGUGCAAAGGCAAAUGAAUGCCAUUUUCUAGCCCAGUCUUUAAAAAGAAUAUUCUGGGAUUCAAAUAUGAAGGAGGUGACUGAAUUACGCCGUAACGAAAAAAGGACUUGAAUCAGGAAAAACAGAUGAGCAGGAAGAGAUUUUCAUAGCUUGAUAUGAUAUUAUUAGGUUAGUUACAAUCGUUGAACUGCAUGAAUCUGAUUUCCACAAAGUUAAUGGAAGAAGAGGCAACGUAGCAGGUAUUACAAGGAAGCACAAGAGGUGGCGAAAUUCACUACUUCAACACAAUACAGUGAAUAAAAUAGAACAUGAAGGAAAGCAAGAAAGAAACUAACUUUGCAGACAAGGUUAAGAUUAUAAGUUGAAUUGAAAGUUUGAUUGUUGAUUAAACAAACUUACUUGAAUUCAUUCCUGUUGUGAGAGGAGGCAAAAGAAGAUGCAGUACUUUAAACAGGGACACAAUGAAACUUCAAUAACUGAGUUGAAAAAAGGAAUGAUUUAGUGGCAGAUGUUGUUUAAAUAGUGGAGCCUCCUGAAGACAAGGUAGCAGCAAUUUGGACAUUUAGAAUGUUGAUAGAAGUGAAAACUUCAGUGAUAUUGACAUAAGUGAAUUUGACUAAGUUCUGAAGUCACCACAAGAUCAAAUAGAAUGAAUGAGGACACUCCAAGAUCAAGUGAGAUCAGCAAAAGAAAGUGGAUAAGUGAAAAAGAAAUAUAUAGAGUUGAGUAAUCAGUAAUAACUUAAGUAUUAGAGGAGAUAAACUGCAGAAGCACAAGCAGAGAUGGGGAAGAGAGUGGAUGUUGUAUCAUCAUCAUCAAGAACAAAGUUAAAUAGUUGGAUGUAAAGCUGGAUAUAUGCUUACAGAGGGAAAGAGUUGAGCUAUAAGCAGGAAAUGUAGUUAACCAAUGCUCUGGGGAUAUUAAAGAAUAACAGAUGGUUAUUAAAGAAUAACAGAUGGUUCUCCAAAGUCCUUUAGAGGUGGACAGACAUCAGCAUGAAAAUGAAACGGAGUGGAGUGUUUUUCAAAUACUUUUGUAAUUAGAUCUAAAAGUAACUGCACAAUAAUUGAAAGAAUAAUUGGCCACUCUUCACAAGGAUUGACGGUACCAGUGCCAGCAGAGAACAGAAGACUUUACUUGCAUAGUUCAUGAGAACACUUUGCUAUUCUGAAAAGGUGCAAGAACCUUACAGAACACGAUAAGCAGAGAAUAAUCGGGAUUAUGUUGGUUUAGACAUAGGUAGAGGAAGAGGAUCAUGGACACUUGGAUUGCUGGAGACGUUGUCCAUUACACCAGGAGAGCAGGUGAUAGAUGUUUGAAGACUUACAAAAGGGUGCUGUGUACAAUUCCCCUCCUUUAAAAUGAAAGUAUGAGGAUAAGUUAUUGUGAAAUCUAAAGAGAACUAUGGGGAGCUUUGAUAGACAGCUGAGUUUUGAAAACAAAGGGAAUUUUGGAAGUCAGACUCUGAAUAUUAGAUAUUAUUUUAAUGGGAUGAAAUUACAAAAAAUGCAUUUAUAACCAGCCAUGUAAGAGUCAAGAACUUCGACUCACUGGUCUGGGUAAAAUGCUGUGCUGUAUGGUCAUUAAUUUUUCUAUUGGGUGUUUAAAUUAGAUAAGAAUUUGUCAGUCUGUAUUUAUAUAAAGGAGAAUCUCAUUCUGCUAUGGAAUUUUUUUCCAGACAGUAAAAACAGUUGUAUAAGAAAAUUAUUUAAUAGUUUUGAGCAGAUCCCUCGAAGUGUUCAGUUCUUUACGUAGUCUUCUGCUGUUCGUGUACUGUACCUGAUAAUUGAUAUUUAUAUAUUCUUCAUAGAAUGCAUAUUAAAACGAUGACAAAGCUGUGAUUUAUACUAUUCCUUGGGAAGACUGUCAAAACUGUUGCUUACAGUAUUCUGUGUUCAGGUUAAUUUUACAGAUUUUCAAGUUACUCGUGUCCAUCGUUAUUGUGAGUUUUUAUUAAAAUGUCCUGAUUUUUUAUCCACUUUAUCUAUUGUUUGAUGUUUGGUUAUUGUGGUACUCUCUUUGACAAAAUUUUUUGACGUAACAUUGAGCUUUGACGGUGAAAAAUGUAAUACGUAGUGCUUUUCAACGUAAAUGAUACUUUGCAAUUGAAUAGAUUUGAUUUAUUUUAGUACCAAGAGUUUUGCUGAUUGAUGGCUUAUAAUAUAAAGGAUUACAUAAAUGGAGAACUUAUUUAUGUACUUACUGCUUUCUCUUUUCGUAAUUAGGUGUUGUGUACGUAUAUUAUUUCUCUCACUUAUAUUAUCCUUGUUUUUUUCAAGUGGCCUUUUGUUUCUAUGAGCAGUCCUUUUUUUUUUUCAUUUUAACUGGAGAUCAAUUAGAAAUGCUUCUAUAUCAUAUUUCAGUUUGGCAUGUUGGAAAGAGGUCCAAAACUAACUUGAAUGUUAAUUAACAGUUUUGCUAGGCUUGUGAGACAAGAAUUUUAACACUUGCUUGGUUAAACUGUUAUUGAUAAUUAACAGUUUAACAUCUUGAACAUCUAACUACUUUUUGUCUCUUGCCAGUAACCCCAUAAACAGAUGUGUGAGGUAUAUUUUAUUAAUCUUUCCUCCGGGUAUGUUUUCAGUUGCCUUUUCUGAAUGGCAUAAGAACUAAAUCAAGCUAAGGGAUGAGAGUAUUGCCAAGGCCCAGGGACAAGUUUGUCUCGACUGUUUAGAAUAAGACAGUAUUUUGUAUAAUGUAAGUGUCCAGCCUGUUUGUUCUUAAGAAUGUCUCCGUGUUAUUGAUAACGAAAGCAUAGUUUUACUGAAAAAGUGCUUGUGCUAGAUGAUAUUUUAUUUUUUAGUAUUUAAAGACUGCACUACUAUUGUUAUAGCUAAACUCAUUAAAUAUCUUUUUCA